Molecule: messenger RNA, 699 nt
Organism: Brachypodium distachyon (stiff brome)
Lineage: Eukaryota; Viridiplantae; Streptophyta; Magnoliopsida; Poales; Poaceae
Product: transcription elongation factor SPT4 homolog 1
Exons: 5
Coding region: 99-494 (131 amino acids)
Biological process (GO): regulation of transcription elongation by RNA polymerase II; mRNA processing; positive regulation of DNA-templated transcription, elongation
Cellular component (GO): DSIF complex; nucleus
Molecular function (GO): zinc ion binding; RNA polymerase II complex binding
Source: RefSeq, a predicted model, not a curated record
GCGACGAACCAUAGAGAGAGAGAGGGGACGAGGCACGCAACAAGGGAGCGAAGCGAGAGUACCACGAGAGGGGAAUCGGAGGAGGAAGGGACGCAAGGAUGAGGCGCGGCGGCGGGGGCGGGGGCGGAGGCAGGAUGAUGGACGAAGACGACAGGGUGGAGCACGCGGAGAUCCCGACCAGCUUCGGCCACGAGCUCCGCGCCUGCCUCCGCUGCCGCCUCGUCAAGACCUUCGACCAGUUCAGGGAGAACGGCUGCGAGAACUGCCCUUUCCUGGAGAUGGACAAGGAGGACAACGUCCCCAACUGCACCACCGCCAACUUCACUGGAAUAAUAUCACUGAUGGAUCCCAGUAGGAGUUGGGCUGCUCGUUGGUUGAGAAUUGCGAAGUUCAUCCCCGGGUGCUAUACACUGGCUGUCUCAGAGGAACUUCCAGAGGAGUAUCAAGGGAUUUGCCAAGACAACAACGUGCACUAUGUCCCUCCCAAGCGUUAGGAGGCUCGAGCAGGUCAAGGUGCUCACAGCGUCCUCAUCCUUAAGGCAGAACUUUCACAUGUAGUUACGCCUGUAAUACUGAUAUCAGGGGAACUGAUAGCACUGUUAUGCAUUCUUGAGCAAAUUGAUCGUCCACCAGACAAUUUUAAGCACCACUGUUAGCUUGCGGUCCUAAUGAGAUGUGUUUUUCUGAUUGCUGUCAAAA